Loxodonta africana (African savanna elephant) is the source of this 16022-nucleotide messenger RNA. Its product is annotated as zinc finger protein 883-like. The record is from RefSeq and is a predicted model, not a curated record. The transcript has 4 exons. Gene Ontology annotation, biological process: regulation of transcription by RNA polymerase II. Bases 9220 to 11382 code for a protein of 720 amino acids. Lineage: Eukaryota; Metazoa; Chordata; Mammalia; Proboscidea; Elephantidae. Gene Ontology annotation, cellular component: nucleus. Gene Ontology annotation, molecular function: DNA-binding transcription factor activity, RNA polymerase II-specific; RNA polymerase II cis-regulatory region sequence-specific DNA binding.
AUAACCAACAAAGAAUAUUUUCUUCUCUGUUUGAACUAUUUCUUGAGUUCUUAUAAUAGUGGUCUCAUACAAUAUUUGUCCUUUUGCAACUAAUUUCACUCAGCAUGAUGCCUUCCAGAUUCCUCCAUGUUAUGAAAUGUUUUAUGAUUUAUCAUUGUUCUUUAUCAACGUGUAGUAUUCCGUUGGGUGAAUAUACCAUAAUUUAUUUAUCCAUUUGUCCGUUGAUGGGCACCUUGGUUGCUUCCAUCUUUUUGCUAUUGUAAACAGUGCUGCAAUGAACAUAGGUGUGCAUAUAUCUGUUCGUGUAAAGACUCUUAUUUUUCUAGGAUAUAUUCCAAGGAUUGGGAUUGCUGGAUUGUAUGGUAGUUCUAUUUCUAGUUUUUUGAGGAAACGCCCAAUCGAUUUCCAAAGUGGUUGUACCAUUUUACAUUCCCACCAGCAGUGUGUAAGUGUCCCAGUCUCUCCGCAGCCUCUCCAACAUUUAUUAUUUUGUGUUUUUUGGAUUAAUGUCAGCCUUGUUGGAGUGAGAUGGUAUCUCAUUGUAGUUUUAAUCUGCAUUUCUCUAAUGGCUAAUGAUUGUGAGCAUUUCCUCAUGUAUCUGUUAGCCACCUGAAUGUCUUCUUUGGUGAAGGGUCUGUUCAUAUCUUUUGCCCAUUUUUUAAUUGGGUUAUUUGUCUUUUUGUUGUUGAGUUUUUGCAGUAUCAUGUAGAUUUUGGAGAUCAGAUGCUGAUCAGAAAUGUCAUAGCUAAAAACUUUUUCCCAGUCUGUAGGUAGUCUUUUUACUCUUUUGGUGAAGUCUUUGGAUGAGCAUAAGUGUUUGAUUUUUAGGAGCUCCCAGUUAUCUAGUUUCUCUUCUGGCGUUUGUGUGUUGUUAGUAAUGUAUACUGUUUAUGCCAUGUAUUAGGGCUCCUAACAUUGUCCCUAUUUUUUCUUCCAUGAUCUUUAUUGUUUUAGAUUUUAUAUUUAGGUUUUUGAUCCAUUUUGAGUUAGUUUUUGUGCUUGGUGUGAGGUAUGGGUCUUGUUUAAUUUUUUUGCAGAUGUGUAUCCAGUUAUGCCAGCACCAUUUGUUGAAGAGACUGUCUUUUCCCCAUUAAAUUGACUUUGGGCCUUUGUCAAAUAUCAGCGGCUUGUUUGUAAAUGGAUUUUUGUCUGGACUCUCAGUUCUGUUGCAUUGGUCUAUGUAUCUGUUGUUGUACCAGUACAAGGCUGUUUUGACUACUGUGACUAGGUUCUAAGAUCAGGUAGUGUGAGGCCACCCACAUUGUCCUUCUUUUUUGGUAAUGCUUUACUUAUCCAGGGCCUCUUUCCGUUCCAUAUGAAGUGAGUGAUCUGUUUCUCCAUCUUGUUAAAAAAUGUCGUUGGAAGUUGGAUUGGAAUUGCAUUGUAUGUAUAGAUCGCUUUUGGUAGAAUAGACAUUUUUACAAUGUUAAGUCUUCCUAUCCAUGAGCAAGGUAUGUUUUUCCACUUAUGUAGGUCUCUUUUGGUUUCUUGUAGUAGUGUUUUGUAGUUUUCUUUGUAUAAGUCUUUUACACCUCUGGUAAGAUUUAUUCCUGAGUAUUUUAUCUUCUUGGGGCUACUGUGAAUGGUAUUGAUUUGGUGAUUUCCUCCUCGAUGUUCUUUUUGUUGGCGUAGAGGAAUCUAACUGAUAUUUGUAUGUUUAUCUUGUAUCCUGAUAACUCUGCUGAACUCUUCUAUUAGUUUCAGUAGUUUUCUGGAGGAUUCCUUAGGGUUUUCUGUGUAUAAGAUCAUGUCAUCUGCAAAUAGAGAUACUUUUACUUCUUCCUUGCCAAUCUGGAUGCCCUUUAUUUCUUUAUCUAGCCUAAUUGCUCUGACUAGGACCUCCAGCACAAUGUUGAAUAAGAGUGGUAAUAAAGGUCAUCCUUGUCUGGUUCCAGUUCUCAAGGAAAAUGCUUUCAGGCUCUCUCCAUUUAGGGUGGUGUUGGCUGUUGGCUUUGUAUAAAUGCCCUUUAUUAUGUUGAGGAAUUUUCCUUCAAUUCCUAUUUUGCUGAGAGUUUUUUUCAUGAAUGGGUGUUGGACUUUGUCAAAUGCCUUUUCUGCGUCAAUUGAUAAGAUCAUGUGUUUUUUGUCUUUUGUUUAUAUGGUGGAUUACAUUAAUGGUUUUUCUAAUAUUGAACCAACCUUGCAUACCUGGUAUAAAUCCCACUUGGCUGUGGUGGGUUAUUUUUUUUGAUAUGAUGUUGAAUUCUGUUGGCUAGAAUUUUGUUGAGGAUUUUUGCAUCUAUGUUCAUGAGGGAUAUAGGUCUGUACUUUUCUUUUUUGUGGUGUCUUUACCUGGUUUUGGUAUCAGGGAUAUGGUGGCUUCAUAGAAUGAGUUAGGUAGUAUUCCAUCAUUUUCUAUGCUUUGAAAUACCUUCAGUAGUAGUGGUGUUAACUCUUCUCUGAAAGUUUGGUAGAACUCUGCAGUGAAGCCGUCCGGGCCAGGGCUUUUUUUUGUUGGGAGUUUUUUGAUUACCUUUUCAAUCUCUUUUUUUGUUAUGGGUCUAUUUAGUUGUUCUACUUCUGAUUGUGUUAGCUUAGGUAGGUGGUGUUUUUCUAGGAAUUCAUCCAUUUCUUCUAGGUUUGCAACUUUGUUUGAGUAUAAUUUUUCAUAAUAAUCUGAUAUGAUUCUUUUAAUUUCAGUUGGGUCUGUUGUGAUAUGGCCCAUCUCAUUUCUUAUUCGGGUUAUUUGUUUCCUGCAUUUCUUUAGUCAGUCUGGCCAAUGGUUUAUCAAUUUUCUUAAUUUUUUCAAAGAACCAGCUUUUGGUUUUGCUAAUUCUUUCAAUUGUUUUUCUGUUCUCUAAUUCAUUUAGUUCAGCUCUAAUUUUUAUUAUUUGUUUUCUUCUGGUGCCUGAUGGAUUCUUUUGUUGCUCGCUUUCUAUUUGUUCAAGUUGUAGGGACAGUUCUCUGAUUUUGGCUCGCUCUUCUUUAUGUAUGUGUUCAUUUAUCGAUAUAAAUUGAUCUCUGAGCACUGCUUUUGCUGUGUCCCAGAGGUUUUGAUAGGAAAUGUUUUCAUUCUCGUUGCAUUCUAUGAAUUUCUUCUUUCCCUUCUUAAUGUCUUCUAUAACCCAGUCUUUUUUGAGCAGGGUAUUGUUCAGUUUCUAAGUAUUUGAUUUCUUUUCCCUGAUUUUUCUGUGAUUGAUUUCUACUUUUAUGGCCUUGUGGUCUGAGAAGAUGCUUUGUAAUAUUUCGAUGUUUUUGGUUCUGCAAAGGUUUGUUUUAUGACCUAAUAUGUGAUCUAUUCUAGAGAAUGUUCCAUGUGCACUAGAAAAAAAAGUAUACUUUGCAGCUGUUGGGCAGAGUGUUCUGUAUAAGUCUGUGAGGUCAAGUUAGUUGAUUGUAGCAAUUAGGCCUUCCGUGUCUCUAUUGAGCUUCUUACUGGAAGUCCUGUCCUUCUCCGAAAGUGGUGCGUUGAAGUCUCCUACCAUAAUUGUGGAGGUUGACACGUUUUUAAAACACUUUUUCAGAGAUGUCAAGAUUUUUCCCUACCUUUCAGCCUUUGCACCAGAUAUUUCUUCUGAGUAGAGGAAGACUUUUUCACCACAGGAAUUCGAUAAUUCUUAUAAUUCAGGUCUCACUUCAAGUGUCACGUCUUCAGAGACUGUCCCUCGUGUCCCCUCAGUUACUCUCACUCAUUUCUGUGUUUAAAUAUCAUUGCUGUUUUCAGAAUGAGGUAAAUCCAAUUAAAAAAAAAAAAUUUUUAGGUUGACAUUAAUCUUCAUGUAAAUACAAGGAAGUUGAGUUGAAUGUUACCUUUGCUCUUACCGGAAACCCUGGUAGUGUAGCAGUUAAGUGCUACAGCUGCUAACCAAAAGGUCGGCAGUUCCAAUCCACCAGAUGUUCCUUGGAAACUCUAUGGGGUAGUUCUACUCUGUCCUAUACGGUCACUAUGAGUCGGAAUCAACUCGACAGCAAAUGGGGUUUUUUUUUAGUUCCAUAUUGCUAUGUGACAGACUCCCAGCAAAUAAAAAGGUGUGAACUCUACAUUGUGGUGAUGGCAAUUUUCACACCCUUUGAGUUGGUUGCUUAGGGUUCUGGUGAGCCCACUAGAGCUGUGAUGCCUACUAGCCAGAUGUUGCUAUUUCAAUUAAAAUUAGUUAAAAACAUAGGAAAAAUUUCAGUUCCUUAGUUGCACUAUUCAUAUGUUCAUUAGUAAAUAUGUCAUAGGAGCAAGUGGCUACCAUAUUGGACUGCAGAAAUAGAACAUGACUAUCUUCUCAGAACGUUUCCUUGGAUAGUGCUACUCAAGAGUAUAUACAGCAGGUAAUAAUCUGUGCGUGUCCUCAACGAUCAGUGUCAGAGGCCAGAAGGAGCAAGAAAACAAAAUACAGAGUGUCUGCCUACAGAUUUACCGUUGUUUUAGUCACCUAGUGCUGCCAUAACAGAAAUACCACAAGCGGAUGGCUUUAACAAAGAGACAUUUAUUUUCUCAUAGUCUUUUGGGUUGCAAGUCCAAAUUCAGGGCGUCAGCUCCAGGGGAAGGCUUUUUUCUCUCUCUCGGCUCUGGAGGAAGGUCUUUGUCCUCAAUCUUCCCCUGGUCGAGGAACUUCUCAGGUGCAGGGACCCGGAGUCCAAAGGACAUACACGCUCUGCUCCCAGUGCUGCUGUGGCAUGAGGUCCCCCAACUCUGCUUGCUUCCCUUUCCUAUUAUCUCUUGAGAGAUGAAAGGUAGUACAGGCCACACCCCAGGGAAACUCCCUUUGCCUUGGAUCAGGGAGGCGACCUGAGUGAGAGUGGUGUUACAAUCCCCCCCUAAUCCUCUCAACAUAAAAUUACAAUCACAAAAUAGAGGACAGCCAUACAAUACUGGGAAUUAUGGUCUAACCAAGUUGAUACAUACAUUUUGGGGGGGACAUAAUUCAAUCUAUGAUAACAGUCUAUCAUGGGAGACAAUUUUAAAUAAAUAAUGAAAAGCCAGGGAUGUCUGAUACCUGUAAUAAAAGGACCUAACCUGAGAGUCAGGUUAGACUGCCAGAAAAGGAAAAUUAUCAAAGACAAGAUUCAGAAAAUUAGUUUUAUUUAGCUACAUGCAUGGUUGUGUCGGGCUUAUAGCAUGUGGUAUGGGUGUGGGUGGGCAGAGUAUUUCAGUUGGGAAAGAUGAGUGUGCAAAUACUGGAGGCAGCUGAGAACCCAGUAUCCAGUUCUUGAUGAACGUUGGAGAUGGCUGAAGCAGAGAAAACAAAACAAAGGGUUUGUGUGAGCCAGAUUGGCGGAGGCAAUGGCAGCAGGUCAUUUAGAACCAUGCCGACUACUCUGGGCUUUUUGAAGGCCAGGGGACAGCUACUGACAGGCAUUAAGCAGUUCCAGUGCUGUAAAUAGAUUUUGGAAAUGACAAUCAUGAUUGAAGGACGUCAGGCAGGAGCUUGUUGGGAACAAGUAGGAAUACUGUGAGGAGGCCUAGACAUGGAGAUUGGAUAGUGCAGUGAUGUAAUGUAGAUGUAGACAGUUCAAAGGGCAUCUGUCGAUAGAUUUUCAUUUGUUUAGAGUGCUGUUAGAGAAAACAGCACUCUCUAAUUUCAGUUCACAUCCUCAUUUCUAGACUUAUUAUUCCCAGCAUAAAAUAGGAGCUUGUUCAGUGUGUAGAAUCUCAAGCCCUACCCCAGAAUGGCUGAACCAAAAUCAGCACUUUAACAAGAUUCCCACGUUAUCCACAUUGACAUUCUACUAUGAGAAGCGUUCACUGAUCUAUAGUCUGUGACUACACGAAUGACAGUCUAUCAGUAGAUGCCCUUUGAACUGUCUGCGUCUGUUAAAGGAAGCCUUGGUGUGUAGUGGUUGAGAGCUAUAAUUGCUAACCAAAAGGUCAGCAGUUCAAAUCCACUGGGUACUCCUUGGAAACUCUUUGGGGCAGUUCUACUCUGUCCCAUAGGGUUGCUAUGAGUCAGAAUUGACUUGAUGGCAAUGGGUUUGGUUUUUUUUUUCUGGGUUAGAGAAAAACUUGCCCUUGAACAUCAGAUAGCUAAAGUGAAAGAAAUGAUAAAGUAAAAGAGCCAAACAGAAGAUUUCAUUGGGUGGCUUGAGAAGACAAAGUAAAGAAUUACAAUAACACGUGUAAAAACCAGGAGUUAGAAAACCAAAAGGGGAGUAUAUGCUCAGCAUUUCUUAAACUGAAAGAACUUAAGAAAAAAUUCAGGCCUUGAGUUACAAUACUGACGGAUUCUAUGGGGAAAAUAUGAAACGAUGCAGGAACCAUCAAAAGAAGAUGGAAGGAACACACAGAGUCACUGUGCCAAAAAGAAUUGGGUGACCUUCAGCCAUUUCAGUGUAUGAUCAGGAACUAAUGGUACUGAAAGAUGAAGUCCAAGAUGCACUGAAGGUAUUGGCGAAACACAAGGCUCCAGGAAUUGACGGAAUACCGAUCGAGAUGUUUCAAUAAACAGAUAUAGUGCUGAAAGUGCUCACUUGUCUAUGCCAAGACAUUUGGAAGACAGCUAUCUGGCCAACGAACUGGAAUAGAUCCAUAUUUAUGCCUAUUCCCAAGAAAGGUGAUGCAAUCAAAAGUGGAAAUAAUCAAGCAAUGUCAUUAAUAUCAGAGUCCUGGUGGCAUUUUGUUGAAGAUUAUUCAAAAGCAGUUGCAGCAGUACAUUGACAGGGAGAUGCCAGAAAUUCAAGCCAAAUUCAGAAGAGGAUGUGGAACCAGGAAUAUCAUUGCUGAUGUCAGAUGGAUCCUAGAUGAAAGCAGAGAAUACCAGAAAGAUGUUUACCUGUGUUUUAUUGACUAUGCAGAGACAUUCAACUGUGUGGAUCAUAACAAAUUAUGGAUGACAUUGAGAAGAACGGGAAUUCCAGAACACUUAAUUGUGCUCAUGAGGAACCUUUGCACAGAUCAAGAGGCAGAUGUUUGAACAGAACAAGGGGAUACUGCGUGGUUUAAAGUAAGGAAGGGUGUGCGUCAGGGUUGUAUCAUUUCACCAUACCUAUUCAAUCUGUAUGCUGUUCACGUAACCUGAGAAGCUGGACUCUAUGAAGAAGAAUGGGGCAUCAGGAUUGGAGGAAGACUCGUUAACAACCUGCGUUACGCAGAUGACACUGCCUUCCUUGCCGAAAGUGAAGAGGACUUGAAACAUUUAGUGACGAAGAUCAAAGACCACAGCCUUCAGUACGGAUUACUCCUCAACAUAAAGAAAACAAUCCUCACAACUGGACCAUUAAGCAACAUAAUGAUAAACGGAGAAAAGAUUGAAGUUGUCAAGGAUUUCAUUUUACUUGGAUCCACAAUCAACACCCAUGGAAGCAGCAGUCGGGAAAUCCAAAGACACGUUGCAUUGGGCAAAUCUGCUGCAAAUGACCUCUUCAAAGGUGUUGAAAAGCAAAGAUGUCACCUUGAAGACUAAGGUGCGCCUGACCCAAGCCAUGGUGUUUUCAGUUGCCUCAUAUGCAUGUGAAAGCUGGACAAUGAAUAAGGAAGACCGAAGAAGAACUGAUGCCAUUGAAUUAUGAUGUUGGCAAAGAAUAGUGAAUAUACCAUGGACUGCCAAAAGAACGAACAAAUCUGCCUUGGAAGAAGUACAGCCAGAAUGCUCCUCAGAAGCAAGGAUGGCGAGACUGCAUCUUACAUACUUUGGAUACGUUGUCAGGAGGGAUCAGUCCCUGGAGAAGGGCAUCAUGCCUGGCAAAGUACAGGGUGAGCGGAAAAGAGGAAGACCCUCAACGAGAUGGAUUGACACAGAGGCUGAAAUGAUGGGCCCAGGCAUAACAACGAUUGUGAGAAUGGCGCAGGACUAGGCAGUGUUUCGCUCUAUUGUGCAUAGGGUCGCAGUGGGUCGGAACUGACUCGAUGGCGCCUAGCAACAACAUUAGAGAAAAUGAGGAGCCCUGGUGGCAGAGUGAUUAAGUGCUUGGCUGCUAACCAUGAAAGGCCUGUGGUUCUAACCCACCGGCUGCUGUGCAGGAGAAGGGUCUGGCAGUCUGCUUCUGUAAAGCUCUAUAGCCUUGGAAACCCUGUGUUGCAGUUCUCCUCUGUCCUGUAGGGUUGCCCUGAGUCGGAAUUGACUAGACAGCAGUGGGUUUGGUUUUAUUAGAGAAAAUAAUAAAAGAUAAAGCUUAAAGAGGAGAUACUGUUGUAAAGAUUAUGAGAGAGAGAGAGAGAUUUCCACCGAGAGCAAGAAAUGAAAGUGUAGGAGUCAGUUUGGAGGGGAGCAGGGUGGAAAGAAAUGGGAACAGAGGUGGGAGACGGCUCCUCUGAGAAAACAUAAUGAUUUUCUGUUUUAUUUGUUGAUAGAUUUAUUAUAAGGCUGAAAGACAGCGUUCAGGAACCCUGCCAGAUUUCUCAAACGCUUAGGGACUGGUGGUGUCCUGGUUUGAGAACGAAGAAAAAAAAAAAAAAACUCGAGAGGAAGAAAGAAAUGUUCAUUGUAACAGGAAAAAUACCGAUCACAUUAUUACAGUGCUGUAAUUGAAAUGGAAAAAAAAUUUCAAAACAGGGUAGAAGGGUUUUAACUGCACGUAAUUAAAAAUGAAUGAACCAUGAUGAGUUCAUUGACAAAACUUGAAAAACAGGUUCUUCCUGAAAAUUCACCCUUGUUAACUUCAAGUAAGUGUGUGUGUUGAUGUGUAGGGGACAGAGUUUCAUAGGUGAACCCACAAUUUGAACAUUGAAUCCCUGACUCCCUGGAAUGAGGUUCAAGUUUUGCAGCCUGGCCAGGCCUGGUUGCUUCUCCUGCUCUACCAGCCAACCAACCAGCCAACCCGUUGCCGUGGAGCCGAUUCCGACUCACGCUCUAACAAAAAAAAAAAAAAAAUUUUUUUUUUUGUUAGAGCGUGGUUAAAUUCCUCCAUCCAUGAUCUUGCUGCAGAAAGAAGAGGCCCACAGAGCUGCCUGAAGAACGCAGGCUUGUGCUCUGGAGGCUGCAGCCCGUUCCACCUUCAGUGCAAAUGCCCGCAGGGUGGAGCAGUGCCCUGAGCCUGGGACGAGGCCAAAUACCUGUCACUCUCUGCUUCCUCAACAAUGUUUGCUCCCCAUCCUUCCUCCAUUUCAGAUCUCAGGCGUGGUGCCCGGAGUACUAGUCCAGUCCAGGCAGCUGGGGACCUCGGGCGACCAUUUUGCAUAUCCGUCAGUCACAGGGAAGGAUUUCAGCUGCUCAGACUGGUGUGUGGGCCAGACAUUAUUCAUCUGCCUCCAGACUGCCCAGUGCUCUGCUUCCAGUCCCAUUCCUCUUUCUGACUUGGCUUCUUGGGCUCAGAGACGAUAUUCCCUCAGACUUCCAGAAGGUGGAGAAGGAAAUGGACUCAGUAGUCAUUGAGGAUGUGGCUGUGGUCUUUAGCCAGGAAGAGUGGGCUUUGCUGGAUUUUGCUCAGAGGAAACUCUACAGAGAUGUGAUGAUGGAAACCUUCAGAAACCUGGCCUCAGUAGUCUCUCGAAACCUUAAUGAUGGAGAAGAGUUAUCCAGUGAACAUAUAAUGGUGCAAUUCGUGAAGGAUAACACCUGGGCUUCCAUGUUAGGAGAAAUCUCCGAGUUGUAUGGCAAUAAAAAUCAGCAUAAAAAUGAGGGGAGACAUUUGAGAAGUCAUACAGUAGACAACCUCUGUGAAAGUAAUGAAGACAGUCAGUGUGGGAAAACCUUCAGCUGGAUUCGAAAUCUUACUGUGCUAAAAAGAAAUCCUCCAGAAGUAAGUCCUUUUGAAUGCUGUGAACAUGGAAAAGCCUUCAUGGAUCACUCAUCACGUAAGCAUCACACCAGAUCUCACCCUAGAUGCAAUACCUGUCAGUGUAAGGAAUGUGGAGAAUUGUGUGGUUGUUCCUCUCACCUGACCACUUCUAUGAGAACUCUUACUGGGAAAAAACCCCAUAAAUGUAAGGUAUGUGGAAAGGACUUCAUUUGUAUCUCACCCCUUAAGAAUUCUGUGAUAACACUCACUGAUGAGAAACACUAUGAAUGUAACAAAUGUGGGGAAGAUUUCUGUAGCUUCUUAUCCUUUUGGACACAUGUGAGAGGUCAUAAGUGUGAAUGUAAAGAAUGUUUUAAAACCUAUAGUUGUCAUUCAUCCCUCAUUUUACAUAAAAAAUUUCAUAUCAGAGAUAAGCCUUAUAAAUGUAAGGAAUGUGGGAAAGCCUUUAAUCAUGCCUCAUCCCUCACUAGACAUAUAGUAACUCACAGUGGAGCGAGGCCUUAUGAAUGUAAGGAAUGUGGGAAAGCCUUUAGUCAGUCCUCGUCCCUCACUACACAUAUACGAACUCACAGUGGAGAGAGGCCUUAUGAAUGUAAAGAAUGUGGGAAAGCCUUUAGUCGUUCCUCACACCUCACUUCACAUAGACGAACUCAUAGUGGAGAGAGGCCUUAUAAAUGUAAGGAAUGUGGGAAAACCUUUAGUCAGUCCGCAUCCCUCACUAUACAUAUGAGAACUCACAGUGGAGAGAGAGCUUAUGAAUGUAAGGAAUGUGGGAAAGCCUUUAGUCAUGCCUCAUCCCUCACUACACAUACAAGAAUUCACAGUGGAGUGAGGCCUUAUGAAUGUAAGGAAUGUGGGAAAGCCUUUAGGUGUUCCUCACACCUCACUUCACAUAUAAGAACUCACAGUGGAGACAGGCCUUAUGAAUGUAAGGAAUGUGGGAAAUCCUUUAGUGAGUCCUCAGCCCUCACUACUCAUAUAAGGACUCACAGUGGAGAGAGGCCUUAUGAAUGUAAGGAAUGUGGGAAAGCCUUUAGUUAUUCCUCAGCCCUCACUACACAUAUAAGGACUCACAGUGGAGAGAAGCCUUAUGAAUGUAAGCAGUGUGGGAAAGUGUUUAGGCAAUCUGCAAACCUCACUACACAUAUAAGAACUCACAGUGGAGAGAGACCUUAUGAAUGUAAGGAAUGUGGGAAAGCCUUUAGCGAAUCCUCAGUCCUCACUACACACAUAAGAACUCACAAUGGAGAGAAACCUUAUGAAUGUAAGCAGUGUGGGAAAGCCUUCAGUCAUUCCUCAGCGCUCACUACACAUGCAAGGACUCACAGUGGAGAGAGGCCUUAUGAAUGUAAGGAAUGUGGGAAAGCUUUUAGGCAUUCAGCAAACCUCACUACACAUUUAAGGACUCACAGUGGAGAGAGGCCUUAUAAAUGUAAGGAAUGUGGGAAAGUCUUUAGGCAAUCCGCAAACCUCACUACACAUCUAAGGACUCACAGUGGAGAGAGAUCUUAUGAAUGUAAGGACUGUGGGAAAGCCUUUAGUGAAUCCUCAGCCCUUGCUGCACAUAUAAGAACUCACAGUGGAGAGAAGCCUUAUGAAUGUAAGCAGUGUGGGAAAGCCUUUAGUCAUUACUCAGCCCUCAUUACACAUAUAAGAACUCACAGUGGAGAGAGGCCUUAUGAAUGUAAGGAAUGUGGGAAAGUAUUUAGGCAAUCCACAAACCUCACUACACAUAUAAGAACCCACCAUGGAGAGAGGCCUUAUGAAUGUAAGUAACGUGAGAAAACAUCUAGGAGUUCCUCACACCUCACUAGACAAAGAAGAACUCACAGUGGAGAGGCCAUACAAAUGUAGGAAAGCCUUGAGUUGUUUCUCACACCUCACUUCACAUACAGGAACUCAAAGUAAAGAGACUAUUCUAAGUCAGAAGUGGAAUGUUUCACUGUUUUAUAAUUUCAAACAGCAAAUUUCUGAAAGUCUAUGAUUAAAGAACAAAGUUUCUCAGUGAGUAAGAAAGCAGUAUAACUCAAAGAAGGGGUCACUAGAGUUACUUCGUGCCUUCGGUAGAGAUGACAGUUUCUUUGUAACUGCAGGGCUGUUUUCAUCAGUGUUUGUUACUUUCUCAGUCUAAACUAAAUUUUACCUUUCUUAAAGUCUUUGACUGUUACCAAUAAGGCUGCAGGGAAUAGCCUUGAGCAAAUGUGGUUCUAUAUUUUUUAAUGUUUUUGUUGAUACAAUAAAGUACACUGAUCUUGUAUUUGGUUUGACUGUUUUGUUUGUAUAUUUAUUGCAUUUCCUCCCAUUCUUUUCUAUUGUAAAGUUAACUAUUUUACCCUUUAUAAUUAGUAAGUUUCUCAUAGGGGAUACUUUGAGGCUAUGCAGAUAUUCUAGUUUUUCAUCAUACUUUGGCCUAAUAAUUUUAGUAAAAAAAAUUUUUUUUUUUUUUAGUACCCAUUGAUAAUUGUUACCUAUGAUUAUUAUUAUUGUGAUGUUUACCAAAUGGUAUUUGCUGUCUCAUUAAUUUCGUCUGUGUUUACUAAUUGGAAUUCUGCAAGGAAUAGCUUUCCCUUUUCUCCUCUUUAUUUAUCAGAUUGUUUACACCAGUAUAGGCUAAUCCAUAUUACUUGUUUUUUCUUUUCUUGCUCAAAUUGUCCCAGAUUUGGUUAUUUGGAGCUCCCUUAAGUAUGUUCCUGUAUUUUUUGACAUGUCGCCAUUAUAAUUUGUACAUUACUUUCUGUCAUGUUCAAGGCUCAUCUUGUCCUUUUCCUGUCCAAGCUUUAGAAUCAGACUUUUCUCCAAGUAACUCUAAUUCCUUCUAUUAGAGAAUGAUAUUUAGAAACAAAGAUGUGGACAUUAGGUAUACUUAUUACCUCUGGGACCUCAAAGUGGAAAGAGCUAGAAAAUGUAUGUGAGUAUACAUAUACAGAAACAUAUUUAUACCUGUUUCUGUAUGGAUCUGUAUAUAUUUCAAAAACCACAACAUCAUACCUGUAUCUCUGAUUUCAGUCCAAUACCACAGGGUUCAUUUUAGCCUUUUCCAUUGCUUUAUAUGUUACUCCUUUCUCUCAUAGUAACACUCCUGGCUCUCACUAUGCACAGUACAUUAUUUGCUGAAUCUUAGAAUAUACAUAAAGUAGUUUCAGAACUGCUAACUGUGAGGUGAUGAACUACCCUGCAGAAAGCAAUUUGGCCUUUGUUCGAGUUUCCUGAGAGUUGGACUGCAGCUGAGGCUAAUGAGUGAGGGUGGGUAAGAUCAGAGGGACCACCUGGUGACCUGAUGCUAACCUCUUAAGGCAUAAUUUAGCUUAUUAAGCAAAUAAAAGCUGAGAAGUCAAAGGCUUAAGGGAGCUUCCAGUUGGUGAGAAACAGCCAUUCAUGCAGAGAGUAGCAUGUCCUGAGGAUAUGGAAGCUCUGCACAAGGAUCCUCCCAAACCUCACUGUAUGCAUCUCUUUGUAUCCUUUUUUAUUUUAAAGCUGUUACCAUAGUGAUGGCCUUUUUAUGCAUUCUGUGAAUUGUUCCAGUGAAUUAUUGAACUGAAAGAAGGUUCGAAAGUAAGGGGUCUGGGGACCCCUGAUCUUGAGGCUGGUAUUCUAAAGGAGUUAGAGGGAACCCUGACACUUAGCCAAUAGAUCAGAAGUUGGGAGUUGUUCAGACUCCCAAACUUGCAGCUAGUGUCUACCUGUUUGGCAGUCUGAAGGAUGAGUUCUUUUAACUUGUGAGGUCUGGCCUAGCCCUAGGUGGCAAGAUUCAGAGGGAGAAUCCUGCAUGGGUGGCUGGAGUCAGAACUAAGCAUAAAGACAGGAAUCAGAUUUCCACAUGAUACAGUUGGUAUGUGAAGUGGGAUUUAUUAAUCUUCUUGGCAUAGAUAGUAAGAAAUUGAAGCCAUUAAGCUCCAUCUGACCCUAAAAUCGAUGUCUCAACUACUGUAUUACAUGAUUGGUGGAAUUUUGGUGAGGGUUGGAAAAUGCGUUGAACCAGACUGUUGUCUGUGCACCUGAUGUCUGUACAUAGUAAGGUCUCAAUAAAUAAUUUUUAAUGAGUGAAUGAAUGAAUAAAUAAAUGAAUACAUUUAGAGGCGAUCAGGUAGGGACUUCCUCAAUUUCUUGCCUCUUCUUACAAAAGUUUCUGCUCCCACACUCAUCCACACCUCCAUACUCUGUGUCUCAGUGUAAAAUUUGGCCCUCUCCAUCAGGUCUGGGUCCCUUUCCUUUUCUGAUCCAUCACACCAUCAUUCAUUACUCUCUCCAGCAUCUUCAGUAUCUCUUGUCUUCUGACUUUUUGCCAUUAGUAUCACAUCUCUCCAACUUAAUUGAACCCUCUUCUGGCUAUGUUUCCGCUCUUUUCGUGGUCUUCGUGUUUAAGUUUUUUUUUGAAAAAUUGCUAUAACCACCCAUGUUCUUGGUUUCAACCACGAACCCAGUCAACUUCCACAUGUCCACAUCUCCAGCAGAGAUCUCUUUCCCAGGCUUAAGCCCCAAAUAUCCUAUAAUCAAAGAGUUUAUCUUGUCAUAAUUGUAUUCUUUAUCCACUGCACUACUGCCAGCAGAAUGUUGGUUUUUAAAUCCAGCAUCUGAUUAUAUCGUUGUCCUGCUUAACAUCUGUAUUUCCAUCUCACCUAUCUAAAAUCCAUUUCCCUCUCUGUUUCUUUAGUUUUACAUCAAGAUUCCUCUGUAAGGCCAACACUUCUAGGAGCCCUUCCGUCAUCAUCCCAACUACCCUUUCUCCGUACUGUCCUGGUGCUCUUGUUUGGCACCUGGUGCAGCACUGAUCUGUGCUCUGUCGUACUCACUGUAAAUAGAACUUGGGGCACAGCUUAUGCUUGUUUGUCUCUGCUUCUCUCUGUGCCUGUCACACAGAAGACCGUCAAACACUUGAAGCAAAGAAUGGUUGGGCGAACUCAUUACUUACAACACAUCAGGAUCUUGGAUCAUCAGCACAAAGAGCAGGGCCUAUCACAGAGUAGGCAGUCUUUUAAUGUAUUUGAGAUGGGUGAAAUUAAAAAGAUGAUGAAAUGGAAUUUUCAGAUCACCUAUCUAAGUGGAAUGAAAGAAGAGUGGUAACUGCUAGAGGUCUUUUUCAGAAAUGUCUUUGUUUUUUUUCUUAAAUGUGGUGUCCUCAUCUGCACCAUAUCUCCAGAAUAGUAGCAGAGGCAUGGACCACUAGAUGGUUGUGAAUCCUACCUGGAUCAGAGUAAAAGUUUAAACCUGUCUCUUUGGAUAAAGAAUCGUAAGAGGACACCUCAACAUAAAGGAAAAAAAAAAUCCUCACAACUGGACCAAUAAGGAACAUCAUGAUAAACAGAGAAAAGAUUGAAGUUGUCAAGGAUUUCAUUUUACUUGGAUCCACAAUAAAUGCCCGUGGAAGCAGCAGUCAAGAAAUCAAACAGUGUGCUGCAUUGGGCAAAUAUGCUGCGAAAGACCUCUUCAAAGUGUUAAAAAGCAAAGAUGUCACUUUAAGGACUAAGAUGCACCUGACCCAAGCCAUGGUGUUUUCAGUUGCCUCGUAUGCAUGUGAAAGCUGGAUAAUGAAUAAGGAAGACUGAAGAAGAAUUGAUGCCUUUGAAUUGUGGUGUUGGCAAAGAAUAUUGAAUUUACCAUGGGCUGCUGAAAGAACAAACACAUCUGUCUUGGAAGAAGUAUAGCCAGAAUGCUCCUUAGAAGGGAGGAUGGCGAGACUUCAUCUCGCGUACUUUGGACAUGUUAUCAGGAAGGAUCAGUCCCUGAAGAAAGACAUAAUGCUUGGUAAAGUAGAGGGUCAGUGAAGAAAAGGAAGCCCCUCAACGAGAUGGAUUGACAAAGUGGCUGUAACAAUGGACUCAAGCACAACAAUGAUCGUGAGGAUGGCGCAGGACUGGGCAAUUUUGUUCUGUUGUACAUAGGGUCACUGUGAAUUGGAACUGACUUGACGGCACCUAACAACAGCGAUUCAUACUGAAGUCUAUGAUCUUCAUCAGUAAGUGCUUCAAGUCCUCUUUCAGCAAGCAGGGUUGUGUCGUCUGCAUAUUGAGGUGGUUAAUGAGUCUUCCACCAAUCCUGACGUCAUAUUCUUCGUAUAGUCCAGCUUCUUGGAUUAUUUGCCCAGCAUACAGAUUGAAUAAGCAUGUUGAAAGAAUACAACCCUGAACACACCUUUCCUCCUUUUAAACCAUGCAGUAUCCCCUUGUUCUGUUCUAGUGACUACCUCUUGGUCUACGUAGAAAUUUUGCAUGACCACAGCUAAGCAUUCUAGAAUUCCCAUUCUUUGCAAUGUUAUUUAUAAUUUGUUAGGAUCCACAGUAAAAGCAACAUGGGGCACCAUCCGACCUCAUCUGACUUCACAAGUGGAAAGGAGAAUCAAGAUCAGUGGCCCAAGGCUGAUUCCUGUGAGACGGAGGUCAGACAUGCCUCUUCUCUCUGCCAUCUUUACCAAUUCUGAC